Molecule: messenger RNA, 1915 nt
Organism: Aphanomyces astaci
Lineage: Eukaryota; Oomycota; Saprolegniomycetes; Saprolegniales; Verrucalvaceae
Exons: 7
Coding region: 19-1869 (616 amino acids)
Molecular function (GO): acyltransferase activity
Source: RefSeq, a predicted model, not a curated record
GCGUGGUGAUCUUGCAAUAUGAGCAAAAAGACCAAAGCAACGGCGGCGACGGCGGAGAAGACGUUCCAGUACCAAGAUGAGCUCCCUCCAUUGCCCCUUCCGUCCCUGGAACAGACCAUUGACGCGUACAUCAAGAGUUGCGAACCCAUGCUGUCGGCAUCGGAAUUGGAGCAUACGAAAGGCGUGUGCCACGACUUUCUCCACGGCGUUGGGCCGCAGUUGCAAGCGAUCUUGGAAGAGCGCGCCGGGUCCGAGAAGAAUUGGAUCGAGGAAUGGUGGGAAACCUUCGGGUACAUGAAGCCGCGGUAUCCGUCGGCGAUCAACAUCAACUGGUACGGCGUGGUGCCUGGGAACUGGGGGCCGCGAGAAAUGAGUCAGAGCGAAGCCGCUGCCAUCUUCACCGUUGCCUUGCUGCAAUAUCGCAAGGAAUUCCUCGCGGAAGCAAUUCCGCCCGAGAAAAUGAUGGGCAAACCGCUGUGCAUGUUCCAGUACACGCGUUUCUUCAACUCGUGUGUCAUCCCAGGCGAAGACUGCGACGAGAUCCAAGUCUACGACCACAACCAGCGCCACAUUGUGAUCCUCCGCAACAACUGCAUGUGGGUGUUGGACGUGCUCGACGAGCAAGGCAACGCGUUGUCGGUGCCCGAGUUAGUCAACGCCUUUGAAGCGAUACGCGCCGAAGCCACCGGCCUGUUUGACCUCGAACGCUACCCUCCCGUGAGCGUGUUGACGUCGGAGAACCGCACGAAUUGGGCCAAAGCCCGGGCGUACUUGAUCUCCCUGGACGCAUGCAACAAGGAGUCGCUCGAGAUCAUCGAGAAGGCGCUGUUUGUCGUCGCCUUGGACGAAACCUCCCCCGCCAAUUCCGAGCAAGUCGCGCAAAACUGUCUGUUGGGAGAUGGUCGAAACCGCUGGUACGACAAGCCUGUGGUGUUGGUCGUCCAUGAGAAUGCCCGCACGGGCAUCAACGGCCAGCACGCGUGGGCCGACGCGCUGGUGGUCGUGCGCAUCUUCGCGUACUGCGCCAAGUACGUGAAUGACAACUUCAAGCAGUUCUUUGCGCACAAGACAGUCAUGGGCCCACCCAAGCACACUCCCCGCCGCCUCAAGUGGAAGAUCGACAACAACGCGCUCACCGCCAUCGAGUGUGCGUCCGCCGCCAUCAGCAAACUCAUCCAGGCGAGCGAUCUCUCGACGCUACUGUUUCAGCAUUACGGCCACGCGUUCCUGAAGCGAUACAAGCUGUCCCCAGACUACUUUAUCCAGCAAGCAAUCCAACUGGCCUACUACAAAAUGUACAAGGAGCUCCCAGCGGUGUACGAGACGGCGCACACGCGGCUGUUCUACCAUGGACGCACGGAGACCGUUCGAUCGCUCACGAACGAGUCACUCGCGUUCGUCAAGACGAUGGAGUCGACUGCCGAGGCGUCGGUCAAGUGGGAAGUGCUCCAAACCGCGCUCAAGCGACAUGGCCAAGUGCUCAAGAACAGUCUGCUGGCGCAAGGCGUGGACCGCCACCUCAUGGGGCUGCAGAUCGUGUCGGAGAUGUCUGGCAUCUCGCCGCGGCCGUCGCUGUUCACGGACAAGGCGUUUGAGCUGACGAAGCGGUACCGCAUUAGCACGAGCAACAUCAGCGGCACGGCGGGCGCGAGUCCCAUCUGGGGCGGGUUCUCGGCCAUGUACAAUGACGGGUACGGCGUCUGCUACGCGCUGCAGCCGGAUCGGAUCAACUUCAGCAUCACGGCGUACCACACGGACCCGACCACGAGCGCCGCCACGUUCAAGCGCCACUUGGAAGCCGCGCUGCUGGACAUGGUCGAGCUCUGCCUCAGCCGCAACGUGAUUUACGUGGGCCAGUCCAACUUGUAACCCCAUCAUAAUGAUGAGCCUGCAUAUGUUCGAGCUUUCGUUUCAG